Molecule: messenger RNA, 5738 nt
Organism: Paramuricea clavata
Lineage: Eukaryota; Metazoa; Cnidaria; Anthozoa; Malacalcyonacea; Plexauridae
Source: the annotation of a GenBank genome assembly
CGUUGAACCAAUCAGGAUGCAGUAUUCGAAAUUUGAUUUGAAACCAUGUUCGUGUUUUGGUAAAUAAAAUUUAAAAAUUUACCAUUUUUAAAACGAUUUUAAAAGAAACUAGGGAACGAUAUUGUGCUAAAUGUCUACCAUAAGUGAAGAAUCCUCUGUGCCUGAGCUACCAGCAGAGUCUGCCGGCAGUUCGGUGUCAACUUCGUUGCAAAAGGAGUACGAAGAUUUACUUCGCUAUGCCGUGGUCACCCCUAAAGUCAUAGUUCCACAGAUGCAAAAACCAAGAAAUAAACUACGUGAAUAUACCACAUCCACUGAAACAAGUGGUGAAUCUUAUGAACAAGAUAGUAGGGAUAUGCAACAAGAGGUUACAGGUUUGCCAAGUACGCCAAAAAUGCCUGAUACAGCUCCAUAUAAAAGUCGUGGGAUGAUGAUACAAGGAAAAGGAUCUGAUCAGAGAUCAGAUGGUUUGUAAUAUAUCAGUUGAUGCAUUGUAUUGUAGAUUUCUUAUACUAUAAAUAGAGUUGCACUAGAUUGCCAGGGUUUUUCUUAACAUGUGAGAUAAUUAGGGCUUCAACAUGUAAGAUAACAUGGGCUGUGGCAAUCAAUGUUUAAUUAUUUAUAUAUACAUCAGAAUAAAAUAAUAAAGUAGAGCUCAUCAGGGUACAUUGCCACUUAAAGGGUUAACAGGAUGCAUGGGCAGAUUUCCAAAGUCCUUUCCAGACCCUUCUAUGGCGCACUUCACUUCCUCCUUCGUCGCUUGGGUCGCGCACGCUCCCUCCCCCGCGCCCUCCCUCCCCCAUGGUUGACUUGUGGCAAGUCUAGGGCAGACAGUGUGAUUAAACUGGACUUGAGAUCAUGCAAACCGAUAAAUGCAAUAGUUGAAUACAAUAUUGGCCAUGUUUAUAUAACUCCUGGAUGUUGCAAACUUAACUCUGUAGAGAACUCUCCUGAAGCCAAGGAAACGGAUGACUCAUUCAUGUCAAGUCAGUCGGCAACACCAGACCACAGUAUGGACAGUCUAAGAGUGAUUUCACCAGCUGUUGAUGCUGAUCUUGUAAGAAUGGGAUCGCAACUGGACUCGUGGUGUUUGGAUAUGAAAAGAAAUAUUCUUGUUAGUCCUUAUUUGAUAAUUUAAUAAACAUACUAAUUGCUAUAUAAUUUAUUAUAUUUUUACUCCAUAUUGACUUUAUUUUAUUAACUUAUUUUAUAAGUUAGCAGCCAUUAUAAAUAAUACAGUAUAUAUAUAUUGUGUACUGUCUAUCAGCAGAGGCAUUACAAAUGGGGGUGAAGGGUAAGGUAAUGGUGCAUGUAAAUUGAACCUGCACACUCAUUUUGCUUCAAUUUCUUAACAAUUUUGAUAAAUCAGCAUUGAGCACACCUCAACCAUGUCAAACCACAUGAUUUUGUCAGCAAAAGUAAGGCCUGCACCCCCCACCCACCCCAAUUGUGACAUACUUGCUCUGCCCCUGUCUAUCAGUAUCACUAGGGAUCAUCAGUUAGUCUUUGAGAAUACAGUAACAGGUGGGAGUACACCACUGUGUAUUUUCAUAGGGUGCAGGGGGUGUGCACUCCCCCAAAAACCCAAACUAUUUUGCACCCCUCAGUUAAGGGUAAUACCCUUUUUAUCAGUAAAAAGGGUGUCACCCACCGCUCCCCCCUCCACUUGAGGACCACCACUACCUGGCAACCUCACUCUCUUGAAUCAAAGUGUAAAGCUAUUUGCUGACAAGGCUUCUGGGCUAAGGAAGGAUUUCUGAAGGAAUAUAAAUCACACAUGCUGUAUUUAUGAUUUAUAAUUUUUAAGGCUGAGUUUGCUCAAUGUAAGAUGGCACUUCUGGAACGUCAAAAGCAAGCAUUCAGAACAGAGAAACAGAGGUACAUUUUCCAUUGUAUUUUUUUCUCUUAUCUCUUGCUUGCAAAUGUUAUGGUAAAUGAUUCCCCAAGGUCUCCUUGUAACUUAUUCCAAUUUGCCUCUGGAUAAGUUAGAAGGAAUCCUCAGUGAAAAUUUUUUUUUCAGUACGGACUUCCCAGCUAGUAAAUAACAUAUUACAUAUAUGUAUAUAUGCAUGGUUCAUGUACAAACUACAAAAUAAUAAAAUAUGGGAUAUCUUGUUGGUAGGGCUUGAACAGUUGCAUGGUAGGGCUUGAACAGUCUUACUGAAAAUAUGAAUUCAUAUUUGAGCGCCAUUCCCUGUCUUUCCAAUGCAGGCAUGCAGCCGAGAUGAACAAAAAACAAAAUGACAUUGAAAGUCUGAAGGAGUUGUUGUACACUUACGAGAAAACAAUGGAACACAAGGAUAAUAUUAUCACUAACAUGACUAAAGCCAUUCAAAAACAGGUGAUGUUGUUUGCAAGGUGCAAAUUAAAAUUUGCGUACUUACGUACUGAAGGGACGUCCAUAAUAUGGUCAGGUACCUCUUAGUUUUCAACCAAGCAGGACUCAAAAUAACGGGAGAUAGGUCUCCGGUUAAAAUGACCGGUCAACUUGAUUUUAGCUCAGUCAAAAUCUGUUUUUGAUCGGUCAUUGAUAUGCUUACACUAACAGUGAAACAAAGUAUUAGAAACUUGUUUCGAUACAUCAUAAUUUCAUGUUUUAAUUCAAGACAUCAGCUAUCACAUUGGAAGGCAUGAAAAUGUGGCCGGUCAAAAUGACCGGUGAGGUAAAAAAGUGACCGGUCAAGAGGCAUUUUUGGCCCGUCAUUGUCCGUUGACGGGCCGUUAUUUUGAGCCUUGACCAAGUACGUACCACGUAGGUAUGCAGGCUACUGGAUGGAUACCAUGAUUUAGAAAGCUGUGACUACAUGAUCAUCCAUAGUUUGCCCAGAUGGGUCUCUCUGCGUAUUAGCCAUCAUUUAAAUGUUCUCUAUAAAUAUUAUAGAAGGAGAGAUUUGAUUUGCUACGAAGAUUCAACACUUGGAAAAUUAAACAUGUGGAUGAGAAAAAAGAGGUUGGGGAAAACUUGAACGCAGAAUUUAAGAGUUGAAUAAGAAAACGUUGGACUCGGGCUUAUAAAAAUAUUUGAUUCCAUUCAAUAAAGGGAUUUGGUACUAAUCUUGCGAGGAAACAUCAUAACCAUGUACUCAAGUGUAAAAUCUGGAGUUCUUGGCGUUCUCUCGUUGAAACAAGAUGGAAACAAAAAGUUGAGAAAGCUUGUCAGGUAUAACAUUAUACCUGAUUUGGUCAUAAUGUAAAAUCUGUCAAAGAAGUGGAAGAACAAUGCUCUUUAAUUAUUUUUACUGAAAACUAAGACAAUGAAAGUGUAUGAAUUGUGUUUUAGUCAAAAGCGCAAGAUGUCUGUGUCAAAUUGACAGAUGAAUACGAGGCCAAGCUUCUGGAGGUAACACACUUUUCCUGAUCUCCCCUAGGUUUUCUUCGGGUACUUCCGUUUCCCCCUCUGGUAACACUGGACCUAGAAGGGGUGGUAGUUACUGGACCUCUAGGAAAAACAGUUUAGAACUAAUAGAGGUAUCCAGUAUAUAUAUUGUUAGUUCAAUUUUGAUUUUUCAGAUAAGUUCCUGCAGUAACACUUAAGGGGUUGUUGCCCUUGCUGGAAUUCUAGGGAGAACAGUUUAGAAAUUGACAGAACUAUCCUGUAACUAAUAAAGUUAGUUAUAUCAAUAGUAAAGUAAGAAAGUUCGAGUUUCUCAUUUCUGUCGUGCCAGGCCAACAAAGCUCUGGACGCUGCGAGACUUGAAGUGACAAAGUUGCACGCUGAGCGAGAAAUCUACGAAGAAACUAUGAAGAAAGCGUUUAUGCGAGGAGUCUGUGCUCUUAAUCUCGAGGCGAUGCAUAUGUUUCGAGAGCCUGGGGACGAGGAUGGACCUGGCGAGUCACGUGACCCUAGGGGGGAUGCAGGUGGAUCGAGUGAUUCAGGUAGGAUCGCCGAGACAUAAAUGAAAUUUCCCAUGAACACUAAAAGCACACACAAUUUGGCGAAUAGAUGAUUCCGGUUGCAGACUGAAUUUUGAUCUAGGCAAGAAGAACAAAAUCCAUCACCACAGCUAGAAAGAGCAUGUUCAAAUUAGUAAAAUUGCGGCCCAAAUGUGGUACAUUUUCCCGUGCGUAAUACAAAUUAAUACACAAUCCGCGAGGCUGUAUUUUCCGCAUUUUACAAUAUUUCGCUGCCAAACUUUGCAAUUUUUCUAAUUUUAUCUUGCUCUUUCUAGCUGUGGUGAGGGAUUUUGUUCUUCUUGCCGAGAUCAAAAUUUAGUCUAGAGCUGGAGUCAUCUAGUGACUGAAUAUAUACGAACGUUCAAAAGUCUUACUAAAGCCGUUUUAUGUCGACAAUGCAAUGACUAGUUUUUGUUUUGAAUAGAAACCUGACUUUGCCAAUCUUCUCUUAUGUUGAUUUAAAAAUGUUUCAAUGUAUUUCUAGGAAAUGAAAUGAACCCGCGUUCUCAACCCCCCAGGCCAACCACGUCAGCAGGCAUCUUUCCCAACACCCGUGUUCCACACACGACGGGCAAAACCUUGAGUCUGCCUACUGCUACGGCUGGGCAGCCUGCUCGGACCAUUAAUGUGAAGGCGGUGGGCCGUGCUGAUUUCCGAUCUGGCGGGAAAACAACGACAGCAGGUAAAUAUUGCAACACUGAAGCCUAAACUGACAGAUUAUGAGUGACGCAGAUGAAAGGUACCAUGCAGACAAUGAGAUCUAUAUAUCUGGAGCGACAACUUCAGUCAUUCGGCCUAUGAGAGAAAUGAAAUUGAUCAACGUCCGAUAGCUAUGAAGGUCGUAAAACGUAAACAGUUUUAAUGUUAUGUUUGUGAUGUUACUCUGAGUGUAUAUCCACACCGGGCGAGCUUGAAAAAUAUGCCCGGCCACGGUGGGAAUCGAACCUACAACCUUUGGAAUACUAGCCCAAUGCUCUGCCAACUGAGCUAUGCGGUCAGGUUGGUUCGAGUAUGUGAUAUUUCGGAACAGAAUCUAGUUCCUUCGAUACCAAUGUAAUCUAGUAAUAUAGUUGGCAGAGCAUUGGGCUGGUAUUCCAAAGGUCGUAGCCGUACGUUCGAUUCCCACCGUGGCCAGGCAUAUUUUUCAAGCUCGCCCGGUGUGGAUAUACACUCAGAGUAACAUCACAAACAUCAUAUUCACCUGAGUACACAACAUCAACACGGCAAAAAUCAGUUUUAAUAUUCUUUAAAUCGAUGUCAAAAUACGAAAUUGCGGCACACUCCUUGCCAGCUUAGCAUUAACCGCGCAGUCAAAAACUAUAGAAAGGGACUGGAACUGACGUCCACUAGCUCUUCAAUUCCCGCCAUCUUCGCUUCGCUUUUUCAACUCGAGUUCUCACUCCAGAUAUACAUAGAGCUCAUCGUUCCACCAACACAUUUUGCUUCUCUAGGUCCAGGCCCACCAGGUGCGAGCACGGUCAGUUCAGUUCUGGUUCAAAGACAUUCUGGUGCUGAUGCCGUACAGUCCAAACCUAUCCAUAACACCCAACCAUCACAGAAUGCUGGCAAGACAACGAGAGCCAAGGCUGGACCGUCAACAGUAAGAAUUAACCAUGCUCCCCCUGUCAAAGUUGUACAUUAACUUAAAGAAAAAUGACCGGACGUUACAUAUAUCUAAGGCUUAAAGGCCCAUACCCUGAUUCCAGAGGUUCUUGUUGCGGAAGAUAUGAGAACCUCUGGGAACCGGGGUAAAAGGCCCAUUUCCACUGAGGAAAAUUUUGUAAAAUGUGAUUGGCCAACACACAUUUCACGUCAGUUAAGUUGAAAAUUUUCAUCUUUUAUUU